AUCAAAGCGACGCUUGUAAAGGCCCACACUUCCUUUACUUCGCCGCUCCUUCUAUUAUCUCCUUCUCCAUUUUCUGAGUAAUUUUAAGAUAUAGUUUUUAUAAUACCAAAAUUCUUCUUAUUCAGCUCAUAAAUUGUCUCUGUUUCAAGUACCAAAUCUCUCUUUGAACCAAAGUUUCAUUUUUUAUAACUAAGUUGGUGACACUUAAUAUAGUAAUUUCCACUCAGAGGGGUUGUUACAGAUUAUUAGAUUCUUGAAUUCACUCUUAAGCUUUGUUAAGUUUUUUUUUAGUGUUUAUCUUUCUCCCCUAACUUGUAAAAAAGAAAACUUUAUCUUUUUCCAGCUUUUCUUUGUUUGUUUUCAUCUACUGUCUUGGGUCUUUUCUUGUUUUCUCUUUAAGUUUUGUUUGGAUUAUUGCUUUUUGAAUCUUUUGCUUUCUGGGUUUUUCUACUUUUUGUUGAUUGUUUAAGUUCUUGGAGUCUGUUUCUUUAGAUGGGUUCUUUCAGUUCUGGGGUUUUGUAGAAACUUAGUGUGCUCUUGUGGUGAGGAAUUAUUUGGGGGAAAAAUGAGAACUUGUGUUGUAUUUCAAGUUUUAGUAACUGUUGGACUAGUUCUUGGGAUCUGUGAUGCUUUUCCAUCAAAUGAAGUUUAUGCUCUCAAUACCUUCAAGGAAGCUAUAUAUGAAGACCCUCUUCUGGUUUUGUCAAAUUGGAAUGGUUUAGAUUCAGAUCCUUGUGGUUGGGCUGGAGUCUUUUGUUCUAUGGCUCAAGAUCAUGUCAUAAAAAUAAACAUUUCUGGCGUUUCGUUGAAGGGGUUUCUUUCACCCAACUUGCAUUUACUCUCCUCUUUGCAAGAACUAAUUUUGCAUGGAAAUGUGCUGAUUGGUACAAUUCCUAAGGAGAUUGGCCUAUUGAAAAACCUGAAGGUCUUGGAUUUGGGUGCUAACCAGCUAACAGGACCAAUUCCUUCCGAGCUUGGAAAUUUGACAAAAAUUAUGAAAAUCAACCUACAAUCUAAUGGAUUAACAGGGAAAUUGCCUGCUGAGCUUGGUAAUUUGAAAUACCUUGAGGAACUUCGGUUGGACAGGAACAAACUCCAAGGACUAGUGCCUGCUAAUACUGAAUCAGAUUUUACAUCCGCUGUACGUGGAAUGUAUGCCUCUGGUGCCAGCGCUACAGGUUUUUGUCGCACAUCCCAGCUCAAAGUGGCUGAUUUCUCAUUCAACUUUCUUAUUGGAAGCAUACCAAAGUGUUUGGGUUACCUUCCAAAAUCUAGUUUUCAAGGAAAUUGCCUUCAGCACAAAGACCCGAAGCAACGGUCUGCUGCUUUAUGUGGUAGCACUUUGCCUCCCACUAGCCAUGCGUCGACACUCAGCAAUAAGCACCAGCCUGUUGAAGAACCGAGACAUCAGACUUCUUCCAAACCCACUUGGCUUUUGGCCUUAGAAGUGGUAACAGGAGUUAUGGUGGGUUCUCUCUUCAUUGUAGGUCUUGUGACUGGCCUUCAGAGGCUUAAGAACAAAUCCUCAAUCAUACCUUGGAAGAAGUCAGGAAGUGAGAAAGACCAUAUGACAAUUUAUGUAGAUACUGGUAUGCUGAAAGAUGUUGUAAGAUACAGCAGACAAGAACUUGAGGUAGCUUGUGAAGAUUUCAGCAACAUCAUUGGAUCCUCACCAGAUAGCAUAGUUUACAAAGGAACCAUGAAAGGCGGACCUGAAAUCGCUGUAAUAUCCCUUUGCGUCAAAGAAGAGCACUGGACAGCCUAUCUUGAACUUUAUUUUCAGAAAGAGGUGGCAGAAUUGGCCAGAAUAAAUCACGAGAACGCUGGGAAACUUCUAGGCUAUUGCAGAGAGAGUAGUCCCUUUACGAGGAUGUUGGUGUUUGAGUAUGCAUCUAAUGGGACAUUAUAUGAACACCUUCAUUAUGGAGAAGGAUGCCAACUAUCUUGGACACGCCGGAUGAAAAUAGUUAUUGGCAUCGCUAAGGGACUGACAUAUUUCCAUUCAGAACUUGACCCUCCAUUUACUAUAUCAGAACUGAAUUCAAAUUCUGUAUAUCUGAUAGAAGAUUUUUCUCCCAAGCUUGUUGAUUUUGAAAGCUGGAAGUCGAUAAUUUCCAGAUCAGAGAAGAAUUCUGGUGCUAUCAGUAGUGAAGGAGCAAUAUGUGUCCUUCCAAAUACUCUCGAGAGCCGUCAUCUCGAUGUCCAGGGUAACAUUUAUGCAUUUGGAGUACUACUACUGGAAAUAAUCAGUGGGAGACCUCCAUAUUGCAAAGACAAAGGGUGCUUAGUAGAUUGGGCUAAGGAAUUUCUUGAAAUGCCGGAGGUAUUAUCCUACGUUGUGGAUCCCGAGUUGAAACAUUUCAAACAGGAAGACCUCAAAGUGAUAUGUGAGGUGAUCAACCUUUGCAUCCACCCGACUACGAGCAGAAGGACAUCCAUUAAGGACCUCUGUGCUAUUCUGGAGAGCAACAUUGACACUUCCAUCACUGCAGAGCUCAAGGCGUCUUCGUUGGCAUGGGCCGAGCUUGCACUUUCAUCCUAACUAACAGAAGGCUAACACAGUAUAUAUAUCCGAAAUAUGUAAUUGUCUAGCGCUUUCUCCUUUUCGUUUUUUGACCUCUCGAUUUCGUUCCCAAUGUGUUCUGGAGUGAUGGUUGAGUUCAUGUAAAUUUUGAGUCUGUAGGAUAAAUUUAGAGUUGAAGAGAUGCUACUGUUGAUUCUUUGUAAACAAAGUGGUUCUUGUUAAAAUGAAUGAGUGUUCAUAGUGAAUGAGGUA
Molecule: messenger RNA, 2776 nt
Organism: Solanum pennellii
Lineage: Eukaryota; Viridiplantae; Streptophyta; Magnoliopsida; Solanales; Solanaceae
Product: probable LRR receptor-like serine/threonine-protein kinase At1g63430
Exons: 13
Coding region: 566-2542 (658 amino acids)
Biological process (GO): protein phosphorylation
Molecular function (GO): protein kinase activity; protein binding; ATP binding
Source: RefSeq, a predicted model, not a curated record